This is a messenger RNA of Durio zibethinus, 834 nucleotides long. Its product is annotated as 39S ribosomal protein. NCBI's taxonomy places the organism in Eukaryota, Viridiplantae, Streptophyta, Magnoliopsida, Malvales, Malvaceae. The record is from RefSeq and is a predicted model, not a curated record. Gene Ontology annotation, cellular component: mitochondrial large ribosomal subunit.
UUGACACAGAUUGCCUAAUCAUUUUCUUUAUAACUGAAUUAGUACUUUAAACUUUUUAAAAAAAGAGCCUUCAACGUUUCGACCAAUCCUCUAAAGAGUGAACAAACAAUCCAACUCCGAUUCUGUAAUUGCGAAGACAAGGAAGGAGAUGUUGAAGUUUCUAUCGAAAGUACGGAUCGAGUUCAAUGCUUUGGACCCACGCAUAGCUUCAUGCAUGGAGUUCUUAGCCCAGUGCAACGCUCGCAAAGCCAAAGAAUCGAAUCCCGCUUGCCAGCUUCAGGUCAAGCGCCGCACCGACGAUCACCCGCCCCAAAUUACCGUUACUUUUGUCAACGGAGUGGAAGAAGUUUUCGAUGCCACAUCGACUCCUGCACAGACCAUAAGGAACAUGAUCCUCGAAAAAGGUCAGCUCCUUGAGACCGAGCAAAUGUUCCGUGAAGCUGGCGAGAAGUGGCCCGUUAUUAUACCCGAGGAGGAGCUUCACCAAUCGUUUCCUGGAACCAAGCCAAGGAAAGCAGAAGAGAAGAAGCAAUGACUCCAAUCUGUCUGACUUCAGCCAUUUUACCGAGUGUCACUUUGGAACUUUGGAAGAUCAUCAAAUCUUCCAUUGUAUGUUGGGAAAGUACCUUACAUGAAUAUUUUGAAGCCUGAUUUAUGCCGCUAGAGUGUAUCAUUUUCUUAUUCUUCCUAAUGUUGGGUGUAUCCAGUUACUUCAAUUGAACUCUCUCUCUAUGAGUUACUUGUUAGACUCUAAUUUGAGUACUUUGAUUUCAUCUAUUUCUUGUCAUGGGAAACCCUUUUUGCUGGAUCUCGCUGGAGUGAUCUACAAAUAAU